Molecule: messenger RNA, 774 nt
Organism: Lactuca sativa (garden lettuce)
Lineage: Eukaryota; Viridiplantae; Streptophyta; Magnoliopsida; Asterales; Asteraceae
Source: RefSeq, a predicted model, not a curated record
AUGAAUGCUCGAGAGGGCUGCUCCUUCACAACCGUAACCAAAGAAAACGAAGAAAACAGCAAGGAAACUCAUUCUCUCUUCCUCAAGCGAAUCAGAAGAGGAGGGUUCGCUCCUUCUCCUCCACCUGUUACUUCUAUUCCUCCCAUUUACACUACAAUCACCUCUCAACCUUUUUCUACAAUUCCACUUCCUCCACCUAUUUUCUCUGAAGCUACAACCACAACAACAAUUGGAGUUCAGACCAACGUAUUUGAUACGGGGGUUCGUUCUUUAGCACCCGAAACCACUACCACCACCAAACCAACCGAAAUCCCAAUCUUUUCAAAACCGCCCUCUCCUACCCCCACUACCGAAACAAACACCGUCCUUGGUGGAGAUGAUGUUGAUAUGGACACCUUUUACUAUAGUCCUUACAGGGUCCAAAGUGAUGAUGCUCCCAUGACCAAGAAGCAUCUGAAGGAGCUAAAUGAAAAUAUAGAUAAUCUGAUUGUCUCUUCCUCAUCUCAAGAUCUCUACACUGAAGCUGCAAUUCAGGGCAUGGUUGAUACCUUUGUCAAGGCUAAUGAAGCUUCCAUCUCCAAGGCUACAGCUGCAAUCGAAGCUUCAACCAAAGGUGAAGCAGAGCUGAAUGCAAACAAGGUGAAUGCUAUUGUAAAAAAGUUUAUUAUGUCCCUAGAAACUGAGAAGCAACACUUUGCCACCAUGCGCCAACAAAUCCAGUCAGACAACAAUGCACUACAAAACUCUAUCAAUGAGCAUCUCUCGAAGGUAUAA